UUUCAGGAAAUACCUUGAAGUUAAAUUAUUUCUUGUCGAAAAUGUGUUUGCAUGUGACGCUGUAUGAAAUAAUGAUGCUUUUGCUGCCAAAGCAAAAUUUGAGCAUGCUGUAACCUAACCUACCAAAACCAUUUUUAUAUAUGGAAAGAGUCGACUAUCCGUUAUUAUAAGGUGUUAUGCAACUAAUGCGUGAGGACGGUGCGGUUGGGCAACUCGAGCCGUUCUCUGUACUCUGAGCUCUAACAUUAGCUACAGUGCUAACACACAGCCGAGCGACUGAUUCUUGACAAACUAGUUUAUCCAAUUCGGUCAGGCUUUAAUUCAGAUCGACGGUACGGUCACGAAUCUUUUUGUUUAAUCGCACGAAUACUGCCUAGACGUUUAAAACAAUGUCUUUUUCAACGGCAGCUAGGAGAUUAGUUGGUUUGAGAAUUUCGCGGAGCUCCUGGAUACUUUCAAGGGGUGCCAAUACUUCAUCGAAAACUUUGUCAUCGCUGAGCAGACUAUCUGACCCGAAUAAAGACCUCAUUCGUAAAAGAGACAUAACCUCCUGCAAUGUUGUGCAGCCUCUCAGGUCGGAAAACAAGGUGACUGUUAAUUUCAUCAAUCGUGACGGAGAAAAGAUUACAGUCAAGGCUUCCCCUGGUGACACACUAUUAGAUGUUGUUGUUCAACAAGACCUUGACAUUGAUGGUUAUGGAGCAUGUGAGGGAACUCUAGCUUGCUCCACGUGUCAUCUCAUCUUUGAAGAGGAGACAUAUAAACAGCUUGGACCAAUUAGUGAUGAGGAAAUGGAUAUGCUGGAUCUUGCCUAUGGUCUCACAGAUACGUCUCGUCUGGGUUGCCAGAUCUGCCUAACAAAAUCUCUGGAUGGCAUGACGGUGCGUGUUCCUGAGAGCUCGGCAGACAUCAGACAGUCAGAUGGCUCUGCCUAGUUUCCUUAACCACCUCGUUCCUGCCUACUUACCAUAAACAAAUGUAAAUUGAUCAUGAGAAAAGGCAAAACUUUUGCGUGAUUGUAUUGAUUGAGGUCCAGAAGAGCAUGAUUGUAUUUAGAAAGGCAUUAUGAUGUUAGGAAUCAUGGUUUUGUCCAGUCCCUUUAUGGCUACAGCACUGGGAUGUAGUUUAACAGCUCACUUGUAGAGCUACAUGGAAGUUGUGAUCAAUUUAUCAGCAUAUUUCUGACAAUAUCAAUGGAUUAUAAAAAAUGUACUAUCAAUUCUGUGAAAGUUUCAUAUAUUGAUUUACAACAAAAUGCAAAGGAACAUAUUUUCAAGAUUAAAAAUGAGAAAUUUAUGGUGAGCUAUAAGUGCAAAACACAUUAACAAACCAAAACGUAACAACAAAUAGACAAAACCAGAGACUGUGGAAAAUGGAGAACUGGAGCAUGUUUACAGUAAGAGGAAAUAUGAGCCUAAACAACUCAUGCUUCUAUUUGUGCUUCAUGUGAUGUUACUUUAGAUCAACUGUCAAUUUUGCACGACAUUAAUAUGAGGAUAUGAAUGCUGAAAAGCAUCCAAAGGAAGCUGAGUUAUUCAAAAUAAAGAAUUACUCCUUACCAGAAUUACAUAAGUAACUUUGCAUUAAAUUGAUUUUGCUAGGUUAACUAGAUAACAGCCAAUUAUUUUUCCCUAUUUUGCCCAAUCACCAACGGGCAUGUGAUGAUCAAUAAGGACUUAUCCUUUCUGUUUUGAGUUAAUGUUGACGUGUUUAUGAAUCUGCUGUUGUAUUUUUGGUUUGUUAAUGUGUUUUUCACUUACAUGCCACUGUGGUUUAGAGAUUUCAAGCUAGAGGUUUUGCCAUGGUAUACAAUGGAUUUUCUCAUACUAAUACUUUAGACAAUGAUUCACCACUUUAUAGUGUAAUAUACACUUUAUAGUUUAAACAGUAUGAUAGACCACUGACUGAUUUCAAAAUCUUGAAAUAAUCAUAUAUGGAACUUCUAAGCUAUGUUUUAAUUAAAUAUUAAAUAAA
Messenger RNA from Pangasianodon hypophthalmus (striped catfish), 1974 nucleotides. It is a transcript of the gene fdx1, whose product is annotated as ferredoxin 1. The transcript has 4 exons. Gene Ontology annotation, biological process: P450-containing electron transport chain; positive regulation of oxidoreductase activity. NCBI's taxonomy places the organism in Eukaryota, Metazoa, Chordata, Actinopteri, Siluriformes, Pangasiidae. The record is from RefSeq and is a predicted model, not a curated record. Gene Ontology annotation, molecular function: 2 iron, 2 sulfur cluster binding. Gene Ontology annotation, cellular component: mitochondrion. The coding region runs from base 390 to 935 and encodes 181 amino acids.